AUUAAAAGUCAUUUGAAACUGUUCAUAACUUAAAAAUUCCAAGUGCUACGUUGAAAUAAAAAUAAAAGCAACUAUAAAAAUUAUUAAAUAUGGCCUGUCGGGAACCGCAACCAUGUUACGUAUCAUCAGGUCCACCACCUCCGUGUUGCCCGCAAGUUUGUGUCAAAAGUGCCGAUAUGUGUGAAGCAAUGCAGAAAGACGCUGUAUCGUUGGCCAUGCAAGCGAUGUUUCUGUACAAUGUCGAAAGAGACCAAGCGGCUUACAUAAAGAAGGAGUUCGAUAAAAAGUACUGCGCCACGUGGCACUGUGCAGUCGGCAAGAACUUCUCCUGUUACAUUACGCACGAAUCGAAUAAUUUCAUUUAUUUCUUUUUGGGGCCCACAGCAUACGUGCUGUACAAAAGUGGAUGAAAGUGGUCCAGCGCUCGAUGGAGAUUAUUCGUCUACUGACAGGAUGUUAUUGUUUUGUGGGGGAUGUCUAAAAAAUAUGACCAUAUAUCGCUUGUUUGUUGGUAAACUGGCUAGAAAGUAGCAGUUCAUCA
Molecule: messenger RNA, 541 nt
Organism: Phyllotreta striolata
Lineage: Eukaryota; Metazoa; Arthropoda; Insecta; Coleoptera; Chrysomelidae
Source: the annotation of a GenBank genome assembly